Dacryopinax primogenitus is the source of this 1002-nucleotide messenger RNA. RefSeq names its product NADP-binding protein. Lineage: Eukaryota; Fungi; Basidiomycota; Dacrymycetes; Dacrymycetales; Dacrymycetaceae. The coding region runs from base 1 to 1002 and encodes 333 amino acids. The transcript is spliced from 6 exons. Gene Ontology annotation, molecular function: oxidoreductase activity, acting on the CH-OH group of donors, NAD or NADP as acceptor. The record is from RefSeq and is a predicted model, not a curated record.
AUGGGUUGGAAAUCUGACCAACCAUUGUCUUUGUCAUCUCCGGCGGUCCUUGGUGCCAACGGCUUCGUUGGCUUGCAUAUCGUCAAACAGCUGCUGGAAGGCGGUUGUAUCGUCCGCGGCACGGUCCGCUCAGCCUCUAAGGGCGAGUGGAUCAAGAAUAAGUUCUCGGCCCAUGCCGACCAUAUCGAGUACGCCAUCGUCGAGGAUAUAACCAAGGCAGGCGCGUUCGACGAAGCGAUUAAAGGCGUCGACGCGGUUGUGCACGCUGCUUCUCCUGUUCCGGAUAAUCUUGACGGCACGCAGAUCUACGUCCCGGCUGUCAAAGGUGCGGAAUCGAUCUUCAACAGCCUCGAGAAGAGCACUACGGUUAAGCGUGUCGUUCUUACUUCUUCGUUCGUCGCGAUGAUGGAGCCCCAUGAGCAUGGUUUCACUUAUGAUGAAACGAUCUGGAACGAUAAUGCUACUAAGAUGGUGAAGGAGAACCCAAAGGGCCCAAAGGGACUCCCGGGUGCGACGUACUACCUCGCAGCCAAGACGGAUGCCGAACGCAUCGCCUGGAACUUCUACAACGCGCACAAGGGGAAACUCAACUGGGACCUCAUCUUCGGCCCUAUCCUUCAGGACGAGCCCAACUUCUCGAACAGCCUCGUCUACAGGAACGCUUUGCUCGAGAAGGCGGGGAAUCUUGCUAACGACCAUGCCGGGUUCUGGAUCGACGUGCGGGACGUUGCGAAGGCCCAUAUGCUCAGUCUUCAGAAGGACAAGGCUGGCGGAGAGAGGAUCUUCAUCGCUGGAGGCCCUUAUAGGUGGCAAGAUCUUCGCGACGAGCUGUCGAAGCGUAACAUCCCUGGCGUGCUCACUGAGCGAGUUCCGGGUGAGGACAAGUACGACAUCGCGGACCUAAGCAAGUCGGCCGAUAUCCUUGGGAUGACCUACCGCUCGCUUGGAGACACCCUCGUUGACAGCGUGAGCGCGUACAAGAAGUCGCAAGAGAAGAAGUAA